UUCUUCCUGAUCCCAGAGUUACUAGAAAUGAUUCUCCUUCAUCUCAACAUGCGCGAGUUGCUCUUAUCAUCUCGCGUCUGUCGCCAUUGGUACAAUGUCAUCCAACAAUCCAGCCGAAUUCAGAGAGCAUUGUUCUUCCGCCCCAGCCUCCCGCGCGCCGCAAUCGGUGAACCGGGGCUGAAGAACCCACUGGUGCGGGACCAGAUAUGGGACGAAUUCUUCGUCCGCGUACUCGACUCGCGUCGGCGACCCGGGAACGAAAGACACCAUCUCCCGAAGAUGAGAUCCCGCAAGCGGGAAGAGGCGUAUCUGCGCCCUGAAGCCAGCUGGAGGAGGAUGCUGCUGCACCAGCCGCCUACCUCAUUCAUCCGGUUCCUGGAUCCAGAUUGGUGCUGGUCGGUGCCGGGGAUCCCAUACAGCCAUGCAUAUUGGUCGCAGCCGGCGGCGGAGCAUGGGGCCAUCACGCUGGGCGAUCUGGAGCGGCUGAUCGACGCCGGGGCGAUUGUGCCAUCGGCCAGGCCGUUCGUU
Messenger RNA from Aspergillus aculeatinus CBS 121060, 528 nucleotides. RefSeq names its product F-box protein. Gene Ontology annotation, molecular function: protein binding. Lineage: Eukaryota; Fungi; Ascomycota; Eurotiomycetes; Eurotiales; Aspergillaceae. The annotation marks the transcript as partial. The transcript has a single exon. The record is from RefSeq and is a predicted model, not a curated record.